GUCCUCGCCUCGGAGGCUUUCCUCGCCGGCUGCUGGCGCCUCUUUGCGUUCUCCCUUCCGGCUUGCAACCUCCUCAUCGUCGAUUUUAUCCGGUCCGCUAACGAGCUCCUGUCCGAUGCUUCCAGUAACAACCCGCAACUGCGAUUUGCAGCCAUGUCCCUCUUGGCCAGCCUCCUCCCAGUUCAGUCGCAUUUUGCCUCCCUGACGGUGCUUGAUUCCUCCUCCUCUACUGAUCUGAAGACAUGCGAGGCACCCAACUUGACC
Molecule: messenger RNA, 264 nt
Organism: Dibothriocephalus latus
Lineage: Eukaryota; Metazoa; Platyhelminthes; Cestoda; Diphyllobothriidea; Diphyllobothriidae
Source: the annotation of a GenBank genome assembly